Molecule: messenger RNA, 4579 nt
Organism: Brachypodium distachyon (stiff brome)
Lineage: Eukaryota; Viridiplantae; Streptophyta; Magnoliopsida; Poales; Poaceae
Exons: 15
Coding region: 419-4099 (1226 amino acids)
Biological process (GO): positive regulation of transcription elongation by RNA polymerase II; protein phosphorylation
Cellular component (GO): cyclin-dependent protein kinase holoenzyme complex; nucleus
Molecular function (GO): ATP binding; cyclin-dependent protein serine/threonine kinase activity; RNA polymerase II CTD heptapeptide repeat kinase activity
Source: RefSeq, a predicted model, not a curated record
AUUUGAGUCUUUGGGUUUGCCGUCCAUGAUCGUAUCCACAUAUAGAUACAGAUUGCUAGAUGCUUCUCUUUCUUGUCACAUGGUACUACGUAAUAUUAAUCAAAAAUCCUAGGCGGACAUCUAUAGAGUAUAGAUACGGCACAGCCUGUAGCAUUUUGGAGCGCGACCGUACCUAUACAACUGCUAUACUUCAGAAAUUUGGGCAUCCCAUGAGAGUUGACCAUCUGUUCUUCCUUCAAGAUCAACUCCUUUGUGGUUUGUGCUACGAUUACGAACAAGAUGCUUCAUAAAUUGUAGUGCUAUUACCGCCUCAAUUCUUAAGAGAGAUCAAGAUGGUGUAUCGAGCAUAUGGAAUUAGUUGAAGCUAACUGGUAUACUCAGACAACACCCAGUACUUUGCUACUCUACUUUCAGUAAGAUGGACCUUCGAGAAAGUAGGGUGACAGAAAUGAUCAAAGGGGAUGACAAAUCAAAGUGGAUAUCAUAUAGCAAUCAUAACAUAAAAUGCUUUACAGAAGAUGAGAUGAGAAGAGUUACCAGUAACUAUGGAACUAUCCUCGGAAAAGGCAACUUCGGAGAAGUUUACAAAGGUGUUCUCCAAGACGGAAGUUUGGUCGCAGUCAAGAGAUUUGUGAGUAAUGUGGAAGACAAUUUUGCAAAAGAGCUGAAAGUCCACUGUGAAAUCAACCACAAGAAUGUAGUUAGGCUCAUAGGCUACUGUGCAGAGGAAAACGCACUAAUGAUAGUCACUGAGUAUAUAUCUAAAGGGAGCCUUGAUGAUGUUCUUCACCAUGAUGGCAUUCACAUUCCUUUGGAUACAAGACUGCGGAUCGCAGUGGAGUGUUCAGAGGCAUUAUGCUAUAUGCAUUCACAAAUGUAUACUCAAGUCAUUCACAGUGACAUCAAGCCUGCCAACAUACUGUUAGAUGACAAUCUCAAUGCAAAAAUAUCUGACUUUGGAAUAUCAAGACUUGUCAACACAGACGCGACCCUGUUCACUGAGCAUGUAAUUGGGAGCAUAUGUUACAUGGACCCUUUGUUUGCUAGGUACGGGCGUCUCACCCCAAAGAGUGAUGUUUACAGUUUCGGAAUCGUUCUGCUUGAAUUGAUUACAAAGAAAAAGGCAACGGCAAGAAAUGGGGAAAUGGGCAUUGUAGAAUGCUUCACCCAAGCUCUUGGAACAGGGAUCAGAAGGGUGAGAGGGCUGUUUGAUGUUGAAAUCUCAAGCCAGAACAACAUGAAGGUUCUUGAAGGUGUUGCAAAGUUAGCAGAAGAAUGUAUGAGGAUGGAACUGGAUAGACGCCCUGAGAUGGUAGAUGUGGCAGAGCGUCUUCGAGCGCUUAGGAAAACACAAGUUCAAGGAAAACAAAAGCUAACUAUUUUUCCUUGGGGAUGGAAGAAACAGCCAGCAACUGCAAACAACUCACAAUCUUCUAGCUUGGAACACCCGCAUACCAGUUCAAAGAGCAACAAUGUUAAAGAUCAUGCUAAUGCCACUUCUGGAAACAGAAUGCAAUCAAGAAGAGAUGACCCUGCAGCUGCAGCAAGUGCCAAGAAUGCAUCAGGUUCGAACGAUGGCACGAAAGUCACGACAGAUAUUGGAAAGAAGGUGGCUGAACCUUUUUAUGUCCAGAUCAGCAGUGGUAACAAUGCAGCGUUCAAGGAGCUCUCACUUAAGCCUGUAGUUGCUGAGUGGCCAGCUUGGCUCGCGAAUGUGGCUCCUAAAGCGAUAGAAGGCUGGUUACCUCGGCAAGCUGAUUCAUUUGACAAAAUAGACAAGAUUGGACAAGGAACUUACAGUAAUGUGUAUAGAGCUCGAGAUCGCGAAACAGGGAGGAUUGUCGCACUAAAAAAGUUGCAGUUCAACAGCAUGGAUGCUGAAAGUGUGCGCUUUAUGGUUAGACAAAUCCUUGUUCUUCGUAGGCUGGAUCAUCCAAAUAUCAUAAAGCUUGAAGGGCUUGCAACAUCUCAUGUGUCGCAAAGGCUAUAUCUUGUUUUCGAAUACAUGGAACAUGACCUUGCUGGUCUUAUUGCAACUCCAGGCUUCAAACUCGCGGAGCCACAGAUAAAGUGCUUCGUUCAGCAGCUGCUUCAUGGCCUUGAUCAUUGCCACAAGAACGGAGUCCUGCAUCGAGACAUCAAAAGCUCCAACCUCUUGAUUGACAGCAAUGGAACACUGAAGAUUGCAGACUUUGAGUGGGCUAUAUCUUAUGACCCCAAUAAUCCGCAACCACUAACUAGCCAUGUUGUGACAUUGUGGUACAGAUCACCAGAGCUUUUGCUUGGUGCCACAGAGUACGGUGUUGCUGUAGAUAUGUGGAGUACAGGGUGUAUUGUUGCAGAACUGUUUGCUGGCAAACCAAUCAUGCCUGGAACAACUGAGGUGGAGCAAAUUUACAAGAUCUUUGAGCUCUGCGGAUCGCCCGCGCAUGACUAUUGCAAGAAAUCAAAGGUGCCAGACACAGCAAUGUUCAAGCCUCAGCGACAAUAUAGGCGGUGUGUAGCUGAGACUUUCAAAGCUUUUCCUCCUUCAGCUGUAGUUCUCAUAGACUCCUUGCUUUCGUUAGAACCACAAGUUCGUGGAACAGCUUCCUCAGCUCUUCAGAGUGAUUUUUUCAGGACAGAGCCACUUGCUUGCGACCCGUCAAGCCUACCAAUGCGUCCAUCAUGGGAAGAUUAUGAUUUUAGACUCAGAGCAACUCCUUGCAGACGAGGAGCACAAUCUUUCAAAACAGGAAAUGAAAAUCAUGUUACCAGUCGUGCUGCUAAUGGUGCAGCCCAAUCGAAGGAACACGUAAAGACCAGUUCAAAGUGCAAGAAUGUUAAAGAUCAUGCUAAUGCCACUUCUGAAAACAGAACACAAUCAAGAAAAGAUGUCCCUGCAGCUGCAGCAAGUGCCAAGAAUGCAUCAGGUUCAAACGAUGGCUGCCCGAUAGUCACGCCAGAUAUUGGAAAGAAGGUGGUUGCACCUUCUGAUGUUCGGAUCAGCAGUGGUAACAAUGCAGUGUUCAAGGAGCUCUCACUUAAGCCUGUAGUUGCUGAGUGGCCAGCUUGGCUCACAAAUGUGGCGCCUAAAGCAAUAGAAGGCUGGUUACCUCGGCGAGCCGAUUCAUUUGACAUAUUAAACAAGAUUGGACAAGGAACUUACAGUUAUGUGUAUAAAGCUCAAGAUCGCGAAACAGGGAGGAUUGUUGCACUAAAAAAGGUGCAGUUUAACAGAACGGAUUCUGAUAGUGUGUGCUUUAUGGUUAGACAAAUCCAUGUUCUUCGGAGACUGGAUCAUCCAAAUAUCAUAAAGCUUGAAGCGGUUGCAACAUCUCGUGUGUUGUAUAGCCUAUAUCUUGUUUUUGAAUACAUGGAACAUGACCUUUCCGCUCUUGUAGCAACUCCAGGCCUCAAACUCACUGAGCCACAGAUAAAGUGCUUCGUUCAGCAGCUGCUUCAUGGCCUUGAUCAUUACCACAAAAGCGGAGUUCUGCAUCGAGACAUCAAAAUCUCCAACCUCUUGAUUGACAGUAAUGGAACACUGAAGAUUGCAGACUUUGACUGGGCUAUAUCUUAUGACCCCAAUUAUCCACGAUCACUAACUAGCCAUGUUGGGACAUUGUGGUAUAGACCACCAGAGCUUUUGCUUGGCGCCACAAAGUACGGUGUUGCUGUAGAUAUGUGGAGUACAGGGUGCAUUAUUGCAGAACUGUUUGCUGGCAAACCAAUCAUGCCAGGAAGAACCGAGGUGGAGCAAAUUUACAAGAUAUUUGAGCUCUGCGGGUGGCCUGCGGAUGACUAUUGCAAGAAAUCAAAUGUGCCAGAAACAGCAUUGUCCAUGCCUCAGCAACAAUAUAGGCGGUGUGUUGCUGAGACUUUCAAUGCUUUUCCACCUUCAGCUGUACUUCUCAUAGACUCCUUGCUUUCUUUAGAACCGCAAGUACGUGGAACAGCUUCUUCAGCUCUUCAGAGUGAUUUUUUCAGAACAGAGCCACUUGCUUGUGACCUUUCAAGCCUGCCCAAACUUCCACCAAGCAAAGAAUAUGAUGAAGAGCCACUGAGGCAACAGGUAGCUAGCUUCUUUUUUCGUGUGGAAAAUGGAAGAGGAAACUAAGAGACGAGGAGCAGAAUCAUUCGAACCAGGAAAUGAGAAUCAUGUAACCAGCCGUGCUGCCCAAUUGAAGGAACACGCACAUACCAGUUCAGAGAGAAAUAGUUUGAAGUCCAUCUGCCCUGGCGCGGUGUCACCGCGGCGGGAUAGCACAGGGCAUGUUUGGUUUGUAGACGAUGAUUGUGAAUGAAGUGAAUCUUCCAUCGGAAAUGCCGUUCGGCGCUUGUGGUCGCUCGUUGUCCCAUCCAACGGAUCCGCGCCAACGGCCAUGUAUUGCCUUACGUCUGUGUGCCCACAUUAUCUCCUACUCCGUAUGAAGGAGUAAAAUGAACGCUCAGUCCAUAAACUUGAGUAGCAUGUGCAGAUUGGUCCUCAAACUCAGCAAUGCGACUGCUGAGGAGUUAAACUUUUUUAAGUGACUAAUAUACUUUUUUCCAUCCUCCUUCCUUACGGGUAUGACUAUGACAAAAUUGGACCUGAAAA